AUGGCGAGCUCCACGAAUGCUCAGCUCAAUACCCUUUUGGCUCGUUUGGAGAUAGUCGAGUAUUGUAGAGUCGCACCUGUUGCUGUAUGGGCGCUGGACUAUCUCCUAACGCUUGAUGAUGAGGUUGAAAUUAUAUGGGAAGCCAAACGCUGGAGCUACAUUCACGGUAUAUUCUUUGUAGUGCGUUACCUGCCUCCUGCUAGCUUCAUAUCCGCUAGCAUCUAUACAUUUCUGCAUUUAAGCACCGAUAGUUGCUUCAGGCUGUACAAAGCCUUGGGAGGUGUAUCCCUGAUUCUCAUGAUUAUGACCGAAGGUGUGUUAUGUAUCCGCACGCGGGCUUUGUGGAACCUGUCUAGCGUGGUUAAAACCAUUCUUAUCGUCUUGUAUACUGUCGUGUGCACAGUAGUGACAAUAUGCAUGGCGCUGGGCAUGUCGCUGGGUCUCGACGGCGUCUGCUCGACUUCUUCAGAGAGCGCUUCCUCGAUCGCUACAGCAGGACGCGAAGAACGUAUCAUGGCGGGGGCGUUUUCAGCAAUCGCCGUCUUUGAGUUUGCGAUCGUGUGCUUUACCCUACUCCACGCAUGUAUGACCUUCGGCAUAAGGUCCUCAAGUCGCCUUAUGGCAUCACUAUAUGAAGGAAACCUGAUCUACUCCUCAACACUCCUCGCACUAUCAAUAGCCAACGUGGCAUUCUACGGUACCCCGGUCACGGAGGGUUGGACCGGUCUGCUCUCCAUGUAA
Molecule: messenger RNA, 741 nt
Organism: Coniophora puteana RWD-64-598 SS2
Lineage: Eukaryota; Fungi; Basidiomycota; Agaricomycetes; Boletales; Coniophoraceae
Exons: 13
Coding region: 1-741 (246 amino acids)
Source: RefSeq, a predicted model, not a curated record